Eupeodes corollae is the source of this 1100-nucleotide messenger RNA. Its product is annotated as mpv17-like protein. The transcript is spliced from 5 exons. NCBI's taxonomy places the organism in Eukaryota, Metazoa, Arthropoda, Insecta, Diptera, Syrphidae. Gene Ontology annotation, cellular component: membrane; cytoplasm. The coding region runs from base 267 to 860 and encodes 197 amino acids. The record is from RefSeq and is a predicted model, not a curated record.
UCUAAUAAAUAAUCUAUAAAAUAUACAUAGCUUAAAAAGUGACAGGACAAGCAAGAACUUGUGUCAGUAAAUUCCAUUAUACAGUUUCAAUGAAUUCAUUUAAAUAAAUGACUAUAAUGUCGAGGGACUUCCCGAUGAUUCAACGGCCAAAGUUCAUUUGAGUGUGUGAAAUUAUAAAUUCAAUAAAAAGGUGCAUUCCUUCUAAGGCCACAAUAAUUUACAAAGGGGUCUAAGGAAGAGAAAACAAAACAAAAAAGACACUAAAAAUGGCAUACGCAUCGAUGGCAGGAAGAAUAAGGAUGCUAAAUACACGGCAUCCUAUAAUUAAAGGAAUGGUCUCGUAUGCUAUACUUUGGCCCUGUGGGAGUGCUAUUCAACAAGUAAUCGAAGGAAAAACACUUGAAACCUUUGACUGGAAAAGAUGUUUUCGAUUUAGUAUAUAUGGAGCUUUUGUUGUAGCACCAAUGCUUCAUGGAUGGGUUCGUUUGUCAAGUACAAUGUGGCCAGCUACAAGUCUUAAAAUUGGUCUAAUUAAAGCGGCUGUUGAGCAGGUCUCUUACGGUCCUUUUGCAAUGUCAUGCUUUUAUGUCGGCAUGAAUCUGUUAGAAUUCAAAAGUCUAAAUGAUGGCAUCGAAGAACUUCGUUUAAAGUUUUGGCCAACUUUUAAGGUUGGUGUUUGCGUGUGGCCCAUUGUACAAACAAUAAACUUUUCCAUGGUUCCAGAAAGGAAUCGAGUAGUUUUUGUAAGCAUUAUUAGUGUCAUGUGGACAACAUAUCUAGCUUAUAUGAAAUCUCUGGAAGAUGACACGAAAGUAUUAAAAUUAAAACCUCUGCCGCCGCCACCAUCGACGAAAACUUAAGAAAGACACUUGAAUUGAAUACCACCGGAUUCCUAAAUUAAUAACUAUGAAUGUCAAAGUGUAUAAAAGUAUAGUUUUGUCCAGAUUUAAUAUAAUGUAUGUACAUAUAUAACCUGAAUAUUAAAAUUUACAAAUGUUAUCAUGAUUAUUUUAACCUGUGACAAUAAAAAAUAAAGUACAACGCAGUUCAUAGGUUUCAGUUAAAGUUAUUAAAAAAUAAAUAUUAUUAUUGUAUAUUUA